CCCCCCUUACUCCUCCCUCAGACUCGCUGAAUCGCUUAGCUUCACCUCGCCGCGCGCGCCUUUUUCCCCCUCUCCCUCCCUCCUUCCUUUCCCCUCUUCCGUGUGGGGAGGGGGAGGGGAAGUAGUAGAAGAGAGGCCGAGGCGCUUCCGGCGGGCGGGGGUGGGGCAACCCCGCAGCUGAGGGGGAAGAAGGAGGAGGAGGAGGAAAGCGCGCGCGAAGGAGGCAGCCACACGCAGAGACCAACGGGCCGGCGAAGCCCGCGAACCACUGAGGCGGCGGCGGCGGCAGAUUCCCGCCUCGGCCUCUCUUCCCUUUCUCCCUCUCCCUCUCCCCCCUUUCCUUCCUUUCCCUCCCAGUUUUUACCUCACGCUGCCGCCGCCUGCGCCGUCAUGGAGCUCAUUACUAUCUUGGAGAAGACCGUCUCGCCAGAUUGCACAGAGCUCGAAGCGGCUCAGAAGUUCUUGGAGCAGGCAGCCAUCGAGAACCUGCCUACUUUUCUUGUGGAACUGUCCAGAGUACUAGCAAACCCAGGAAACAGCCAGGUUGCCAGAGUUGCAGCUGGUUUACAGAUCAAAAACUCUCUGACAUCUAAAGACCCUGACGUAAAGGCCCAGCACCAGCAGAGAUGGAUCGCAAUAGAUGCCAAUGCUCGUCGAGAAGUCAAAAAUUAUGUUUUGCAGACCUUAGGUACAGAAACCUACAGGCCCAGCUCAGCAUCACAGUGCGUUGCUGGCAUCGCCUGUGCAGAAAUUCCCAUGAACCAGUGGCCUGAACUUAUUCCUCAGCUGGUAGCUAAUGUUACAAAUCAGCAUAGUACGGAGCAUAUGAAAGAGUCAACAUUGGAGGCAAUUGGCUACAUCUGUCAGGAUAUUGACCCAGAACAGCUUCAAGACAAAUCUAAUGAGAUUUUGACAGCCAUUAUACAGGGCAUGAGGAAAGAAGAGCCAAGUAAUAAUGUGAAGCUAGCAGCUACCAAUGCUCUCUUGAAUUCUUUGGAAUUCACCAAAGCGAAUUUUGACAAAGAGUCUGAAAGGCACUUUAUUAUGCAAGUGGUCUGUGAAGCAACACAGUGUCCAGAUACAAGGGUGCGAGUAGCUGCCUUACAGAACUUGGUGAAGAUUAUGUCCCUUUAUUAUCAAUACAUGGAGACUUAUAUGGGUCCUGCACUUUUUGCUAUAACGAUUGAAGCCAUGAAAAGUGACAUAGAUGAGGUGGCUCUUCAAGGGAUCGAAUUCUGGUCGAAUGUCUGUGAUGAAGAAAUGGACCUUGCUAUUGAGGCAUCAGAGGCAGCAGAACAAGGAAGACCUCCAGAGCAUACCAGCAAAUUCUAUGCCAAGGGUGCACUCCAGUAUCUUGUCCCAAUUCUCACACAGACACUGACCAAACAGGAUGAGAAUGAUGAUGAUGAUGACUGGAACCCGUGCAAAGCUGCUGGCGUCUGCCUCAUGCUCUUGGCUACCUGUUGUGAAGAUGACAUUGUUCCUCAUGUUCUUCCUUUCAUCAAAGAACACAUAAAAAACCCUGACUGGCGAUACCGAGAUGCUGCUGUCAUGGCAUUUGGAUGCAUUCUGGAAGGACCAGAGCCCAAUCAGCUCAAACCUCUUGUAAUUCAGGCUAUGCCCACCCUAAUAGAGUUAAUGAAGGACCCCAGUGUGGUAGUCAGAGACACAACCGCAUGGACUGUGGGUCGGAUCUGCGAACUACUCCCUGAAGCCGCUAUAAAUGAUAUUUACCUCGCUCCACUAUUGCAGUGUCUGAUUGAAGGCUUGAGUGCAGAGCCAAGAGUAGCCUCCAAUGUGUGCUGGGCUUUCUCUAGUUUGGCAGAAGCUGCUUAUGAAGCUGCUGAUGUCGCUGAUGAUCAAGAGGAGCCUGCAACAUACUGCUUAUCCUCAUCAUUUGAACUAAUAGUUCAGAAACUCUUAGAAACUACAGACAGGCCUGAUGGGCACCAGAAUAAUCUGAGGAGUGCUGCUUAUGAAGCAUUGAUGGAGAUUGUGAAAAACAGCGCCAAGGAUUGUUACCCUGCUGUCCAGAAGACAACUUUAGUCAUUAUGGAACGGCUGCAACAAGUGCUACAGAUGGAGUCCCAUAUCCAGAGCACAUCUGACAGAAUCCAGUUCAAUGAUCUUCAGUCUUUGCUGUGUGCCACUUUACAGAAUGUCCUCCGUAAGGUACAGCACCAGGAUGCUUUGCAGAUCUCAGAUGUGGUGAUGGCAUCUCUUCUGAGAAUGUUCCAGAGUACGGCAGGAUCAGGAGGUGUGCAGGAGGAUGCCCUCAUGGCUGUCAGCACCCUGGUAGAAGUGCUUGGAGGAGAAUUUCUCAAGUACAUGGAUGCCUUCAAACCUUUUCUGAGCAUUGGAUUAAAGAACUAUGCUGAAUAUCAGGUCUGUUUGGCUGCAGUUGGUCUAGUGGGUGAUUUGUGCCGGGCUUUGCAGUCCAACAUCCUGCCUUUUUGUGAUGAGGCCAUGCAGCUGCUGUUAGAAAACUUGGGGAAUGAAAAUGUGCAUCGGUCUGUGAAACCCCAGAUUCUCUCUGUGUUUGGAGACAUUGCUCUUGCAAUUGGAGGAGAAUUUAAGAAAUAUUUAGAAGUUGUGCUGAACACCCUACAGCAAGCUUCAACGGCCCAAGUUGAUAAGUCGGAUUAUGACAUGGUGGACUACCUGAAUGAGCUACGAGAAGGCUGUUUGGAAGCAUAUACAGGCAUCAUCCAGGGACUGAAAGGAGAUCAAGAGAAUGUGCAUCCUGAUGUGAUGCUCGUGCAGCCCAGAGUAGAAUUCAUCUUAUCUUUCAUUGACCAUAUUGCUACAGAUGAAGAUCAUACUGAUGGAGUUGUAGCCUGUGCGGCUGGCCUGAUAGGGGAUUUGUGCACAGCAUUUGGGAAAGAUGUCCUCAAAUUGGUAGAAACUAGGCCCAUGAUACAUGAAUUGCUAACUGAAGGAAGGAGGUCAAAGACGAACAAAACAAAGACUCUUGCUACCUGGGCCACUAAAGAGCUGAGAAAAUUGAAGAAUCAAGCUUGAUCUGUUACAUUGGGAUGACACCUGAGACCCCCACUGGAAAUCUCCAAUCUAUUGAGGAAAAAACCCAACCCGGAAGUGAGGAGUGUGCACGGAUGCUGAGUGUUUGGGAAUGAGAGGAUGAGUGAGUGAGAGGCUUAAAACACACCACGGUGAAAAUCCAGCCACGGCAAACAGCAGCAGCGCUGUUAAUGGAGCUAAUCACUGACUUGCGUAGCAACAAAAUCUUGUCAUCGCUUGCCUCCAGGAAGUGGGAAAAGAUUGAUUUCCAUACUUCAAUGUAGUCUCUUCUGACAAGAGGCAAGGACUAACUUCUGUGUCUUUUGGCCAGUGAAGAGGGAGAGAUGAAUAAGUCUGGGAGAGAGGAAAGCUAGCUUCAGGUUCAAUUGGAGUGCUCAUAUACUAAGUAAGGUCUGGCUUUCGUUGCUGGAGGGAGAGGAGGAUGUGGGAUCUCCAGCCCACCUCAGUCACCUUUUGGAGAGGGAGGGCAGUUUUGGGCCGCACAACGCUGUCAGUGCACGAGAGAAACGGGAAGGGUGAAGGAUUUUCUUUCGGGAGUGAGUGUGUGUGAAUGAGGCGGUAUCUACAUUCUCAACUUUAAGUCAUUGCAGUUAAUCUUUCCCAAAAGAAAUACUGAAGAGAUUAGCAGUUGCAUUUCAUAAAAAUAACAAGUUCAGUCUACUUGAAGCAGCAGAAGCGUAAGACAGUUUGGGGGGGAGGGGGGGAAAGAAGUCACUUUGCAUAUAAGGCUUCUUUAGGGAAUCGCUGGUGGGAUGUUCAAAGCUCCCGUCGUGACACUUUUUUCACGAUCUUAUUUCAUUAAAAAGCGCCUUUCCUUCCUGAAUUUUGUUCAACUGUGAAUGUAGAAAUCAGGGGUGGGGGGGGGGAGGGAUGUCCAGCUAAAACUCUCACGUGUUAUUAGAGAGAUUAGGAUUCACUUUCUCCAAAUGGGAUGUGAGGCUUUGAAAUAAAACACAGCUCUGCUCUGAAUUGGCAACAAAAAAAACCCCAAAGGGACAAAGCCCCUCUCUUGGCGUGAACAAAAUAGCCUGAACCACACACAACUGUGCCAAAGAGUUUAAAAGGAAACCAAGUCCAAACAGAAAAAAAAACUUCAGGAAAUUAUUUUGGAUUGCAAAAAAUAAGAUUGAAAUUCAAAUGUUGAAAAAAAAAAAGCAAAAAGAUAAAACUCCGAUUUGGAAACUGCUUGGCCUAUUUGUUUUCUUUAUUUGAUUCUGAUACGGUAUUAGUCUUACUGCACUUCAAAAAGGAAAAAAAUAUAUAUAAAUAUAUAUAUAUACUGAAUUGAGCUUACACAGGAUGGCACUUGUAAAAGGUUAUAUUUUUCCACUGCAGUUGAAGAUUAAUAAAAUGGUGUCAAACAUUCCCCCAGUACUACUUUUUUCUAUUGAUCUUUUCAGUAAACAGGAAGUCAAUUUUCCUUUUUUUUUUUACAACAGAAAAAAAGGAGAGCAGUUGGAUGGUCAGCUGUGUGUUAGGAUCAGUUACAGUGUACCUGUUAAUAUUUCAUAUAGUUCAUAACUAAAACAAUAUAUAAGGAUGAGAAGAGGCAGUAGUUCUUCUGUAGCUGUUUGGAAUUUUUAAAAGAAAGCAGGAAGGGAUGAGAGACACCUGCUUCUAACUAUGCAGCUAUUGAUGCUUAGGAGCUUUUAAACAUUUUCUGGCUUGCCUUGUAAGGUAGAGAUUUUAAUACCUUCCAAGAAGCAUUUUUUUAAAAAAAAAAAGAAAAGAAAAAGCUUCUCAUAUCCCUUUUCUGCCUCUGUACUUUCUCAGGCUCAUCCUGGGAUGCUCUUUAGUUGCCCAUCCUCAUUGGAAAGCAAGCAUGCCAGUUUCUUGUACAGGGUAUCUGACGUGUGCCUUUCAGUGCCAGGUUCAGAAUUGCAGCCCAAAGUGACGACUUCUUGAACCAGUGUACAGAAAAGACCAGGUGGCUAAGCAGGACAGUUCCAACAGGAGUCUGAAAGAUGGGCUUUUUGAGAGAAAAAACCUGGGUCCACCUUUUCUUAUUGCCUUUUUUUCUUUGGGGUGGGGUUUUCUUUGAAAGACACCCACAACACGAAAGCCAUUCCUGAAUUGGGGAGAGAGGUGUGUGAAGGGGAGAUCUGAUCAUUCCUCAGUGCUACUGAACUCUGUCCAGUGUUGGCUAUUCAGCUGUAGGCUGCAGGCGAAUAAAGUACACUGAGUUAGUAGUGGAAACCAAA
Anolis carolinensis (green anole) is the source of this 5240-nucleotide messenger RNA. It is a transcript of the gene kpnb1, whose product is annotated as karyopherin subunit beta 1. The transcript has 22 exons. NCBI's taxonomy places the organism in Eukaryota, Metazoa, Chordata, Lepidosauria, Squamata, Anolidae. Gene Ontology annotation, molecular function: nuclear import signal receptor activity; small GTPase binding. Gene Ontology annotation, biological process: protein import into nucleus. The record is from RefSeq and is a predicted model, not a curated record. Gene Ontology annotation, cellular component: cytoplasm; nucleus. Bases 391 to 3021 code for a protein of 876 amino acids.